This is a messenger RNA of Penicillium expansum, 306 nucleotides long. RefSeq lists its product as uncharacterized. The transcript has a single exon. The record is from RefSeq and is a predicted model, not a curated record. NCBI's taxonomy places the organism in Eukaryota, Fungi, Ascomycota, Eurotiomycetes, Eurotiales, Aspergillaceae. The coding region runs from base 1 to 306 and encodes 101 amino acids.
AUGUGCUGGAACUUGAACUACAAUUUUUAUUUUUAUUUUCCAAAAUUUCAGGUGUUCAAAGAUUGGAAUGAAUUAUUAGAUAUCGUUAUUAAAACAGGUGCAUGUCAGAAGCCAUGCAAGAAGAAACCUCCAGUUCCAGAAAAUUCCAGCAAGCAACGAAAUGCCAGGCCAGAAAACAGCAAGCGGAGGAGGGUGAUAUACAUAGUGCCAGGAGUACGAGCCCUUGACUCCAUGGAUGAGGUCGCGCCAAAGAACAGCAAAGAUCAAGCUAUGUGCAAAAGCAAGGCAUCGGAUGACGUUCAGUGA